Fraxinus pennsylvanica is the source of this 864-nucleotide messenger RNA. NCBI's taxonomy places the organism in Eukaryota, Viridiplantae, Streptophyta, Magnoliopsida, Lamiales, Oleaceae. The record is from the annotation of a GenBank genome assembly.
AUGUGUCGUUGGAAAUCAACACUUACUCCUAAUUCUCGUGAUAUUGCUGAAGUCUUGGACGACCCACAACUCCAAGUUCGUUGCUCAUUGACAGCUUUUCCCAAUAAGACUGAACUACAAUAUGUGAAAUUAUUCAUUCACGGAACUAGAAAAGAAGAUCUAAUCUUAGAUGUUUAUCUCUACGAGGAUGGAGACUACCCAGAUGUGCAAAGUUCAGGGACUACUUGUGUACAUCAAAGUUCUCUUCCUACAAAUCGAAAACCUCCACGCAAUCGUCAAACUUCUUGUAACCACGAUGAUAUGUUGAGAGAAUUGUUGUGCUACAUGGAAAGGUUAUCAGAUAAAUACGAAGAGAUAAAUAGGAAGGUCGAUACAAUAAUGAAUUGGAUGAGACCGAGCCAACAUCUCGACACAAAUCAUUUAUUUGGGGCUGAUGGAGUAAUUGAGACCGAGGGAAAUAACCAUGGAACGGUUGCAAGGAGCAUUGAAAGGAAAAUUGAGGCAGGAAAAGAGGCUGAGACAGGGGAGAUUGGGAGGGAGGCAAUGAGUGCUGUGAUGGAGACAGUGGUAAGGGAUAAUGAUGGAGAGGCUGAGAUAGGGGAGAUUGGGAGAGUGGCCAUUAUAUGGAGCAUUGAGAGAGAGAUUGAGGCAGGGGGUGCUGUGAUGAAGACAGUGGUAGGGGACAUUGAAUGGAAGGCUGAAACAGGGGAGAUUGGGAUAGGAACAGUUGCAGAGAACAUUGAGAGGGAGACGAAUGUAGUAGACAUUGAUGUGGGGACUAAUGUGGGGAUUGUGAUGUACACUAGGUUUUUACUCGGAAGAAGAGAAAUUUGGAUAAAACUUAUCAACAAACUUAUGCCUUGA